This is a messenger RNA of Lodderomyces elongisporus, 6810 nucleotides long. RefSeq lists its product as uncharacterized. Bases 1 to 6810 code for a protein of 2269 amino acids. Gene Ontology annotation, biological process: Golgi organization; COPII vesicle coat assembly; autophagy. Gene Ontology annotation, cellular component: ER to Golgi transport vesicle membrane; endoplasmic reticulum exit site. The transcript has a single exon. The record is from RefSeq and is a predicted model, not a curated record. NCBI's taxonomy places the organism in Eukaryota, Fungi, Ascomycota, Pichiomycetes, Serinales, Debaryomycetaceae.
AUGGAUUCCUUGGAAGACCAUCUAUUGAAUGACGAUCUAAUGACUGAUAUUUCGCAAGACCUACAACAGGAAGAAACAGCAAACAAAAACGAAAUCAACAACGAUGCUGGUGAGGGUGGUGAGGGUGGUGAUGGUGAUGAUUUCUUCCUGAACUUGAAUCAGUUCCAUCCCGUGACAUCAAACCAUUUUCAUGAUCAGAUUGUAGUGGGACAUCAAGAUGUUGAUGGAGACAAUAGAUACCCUGAGCAUUUAUUUCAAGAUAUUGAAAAUGAAGAGUAUGAUCGUGAUGAACAGGAUCCAUACAUAGAUGAAAACCAACUAUAUGCACACACAGGAUACGACUACGAACAGCAUGGACAGGAUGAUGUGCAAAACUACUAUAAUAAUGGAAUUGAGCACCAAGAACAUGAUAGCCAAGAACAUUAUGACGAUCAGGAUGAGCUGUUUUUUAAUCAAUUGGCAUCUGAAAAUGACAAAGAAAUGCCAUCACACUCAAAACUGCGAGAGGAAUUAAAUUUGAACCAGGACGAAGAAAAUUCAGACGAUUUCUUCAACCAAUUAGGAAGCGCUAAGGUGGAAGUAGCGAAAUCUAAAGAAGAAGAACAAGAAGUAAAAGAAGAAAAGGGAACUGAAAAUGAAAAUAGUUCUGAAAAUAAAGUGGAAAACAACGACUACAAUGAAGAAGAUACUGCGAAAGCUCAGAUCAAGGAUGAUAUAUUUUCACGAGACGAAGUGCAGUAUGAUCUGCAAGCAGAUGAUCAAUUCUUUAAUCAGUUCUCACAAGAAAACGAGGCUCAGCCUAAUUUAGCAGACGAAUCAGAAGAUGCAAACUUUUUUAAUCAAUUGGCUACGGAUGUAAAAGAGGUACCACGAGCUAGUAUCAACACAAUCGAGCACGAAGAAGUUGUUCCUGAGAUUGAAGAGAAUUUGCCCAAAAAUGAUAGCAUAAAUGAAAACUCUACUGAUAUGAAUUUUAGUCAGUCGCUAAAACUCGAACCAGACGAGCACUUGGAUCAGUUUUUUAAUAAACUCGAAGAAGAAAACGAGCAAACCAUGAGAGUAAAACCAAAAGACGAACAAAAUCAUCUUAAUGAAAAAGAGGAAAAAGAGGGAAAAGAGCACUCUAAUCUUUAUCAACCUCCACACGUGCCCUUGGAUGUUCAAGACAAAGAUUCCACAAGUAACCUGGAUUUAAUCAAAGAAACUGAAUUGGACUUGGAAGAGGAUAACUUUUUAAGUGAAGUAUCUAAAGAGUUACAGAAUGACAAAACAUUGCUUAAUCAAAGUGCAGCUGAUUCUGUUAUUGAAACUAAUGCGGAUACGCCAUUGCCAGAAGAUGCCGCUAAAAAGUCUAACAAAGAGUCCGUGUCUGAGCAAAAACCCAAAUCCAAUGAACACGGAAUGAAGAAUAUCGAGUUGGACUUGGAUUUGGAUUUGGAUUUGGAUUUGGAUGAUGACUUGCUUUUAGAUGAAGAGUUUCUCGAGGAAGCGGAAGUUCCAAAUCUUGUACAGAAUGAUGAGAAGCAACCAGUUAAGGAGCCAGUACGUCCCUCUUCUGUAAAGACCAACACAGGUACAAACACAAGUUCCAAAUAUGCACCAGCUCUGGCAUCUUCAACUGCUGCAGUACCUACUACUUCCAUGAAACCAGGUGUUGGACACAGUACCUAUAAUGCUACUCAAUCAGCUCCACUAAAACGUGCUGGUGCUAAUGUCAACAAUGUUUAUUCUCGUCAACCAUCUUCCGAAGCCAAAAAUCAACAAGAGUUCCUUAAAGAACUUGAAAAGAAAAAGGCUAAAUCAGAUGCAUUCGAUUUCCCAGAUUUGAUAGAAAAGCAACCUCCUCCGAGAAGAGCAGCACCUGUGAAAACAUUGCUGAAACAACAAACUAUAUCUCCCAUCCAGCAACCUUCAAAUCUCUCUCUGGCUGGUAUUGGUAUUGGUACUGGUGCUGGUACUGGUGCUGGUGCUAGCGCACCACCUCCACAAUCAAUAUCAAAAAAACCUACGCAACCUAAAAAGAACCCAUAUCAACCAAAAAGUGGAACCUCGCCAAUUUUCCAGCAGCAUAUACCAGUAGUAGGACACAGUGGAGUUGCAUUGCCCAAUGCAAAUCCCGUGGCUGGGGAUAUUAGAAAUAAUACAUUUUCUUUUCCGCCAACCUCUUCAACAUCGUCAUUACCACAUCAACUGCCAAGUACAUCGCAAGUCAAACCCAGAAACAUGUAUGAACCACCUCCACUUGCUGCUCAAGGGGGACCACCACCGCCACCACCGCCACCACCACCGACAACACAAGCAGCAGCAGCACAUCCACCGCAAUAUGCAUUCCCUCCGCUUGCACCUUCAACGCAAGUACCGGGUCAUAAUCAAGCACAAGGCUUGCCACAAAUAAAUACAAAGCAAGUUGGCAAAACAAUGCUGCCAGUUGGUAACAGCCCUUAUGUUCCGAAUGCUAGUGGUCCAUAUGCUCCUCUGUCACAACAACAUAGGACUCAUUCUAGAGCUGCCUCUCUAGUUGGUGGAAGAGGGAAGGAAGUCAAUCCUUAUGCCCCGGUAUUGACCACUGUCCAAAGUGGUGUAGGUGUGCAAUACUCUCCACUGACUCAACAAGCUGGUGCAGCACAGCAAUUAGGACUACCCCCAUUACCACAAGGUCAAGCACAGGUCCCUCCAAUGCCGCAGCAGUCUAUGAGCUCUGUAGUAGCACAAGCUCCUAUAGGACCAAUAGGUCCUAUUGUACCAGCACCCGGACAAGUAACACAACAACAACAGCACCAGCACCAGCACCAGCACCAGCAGCAAAAACAACAGCAAAAACAACAGCCAUUGCACCCAUCGCUGGCACAGGCGCUGCAAAUCAAGUCACAACCUCCUCAUAUUCAUGGUGUUAUUCCUCCCGGUCGUGUUCGUGGAUUUUCUAAUCCGCAAAGGAAUAUUUACAAACAAGCGCCAAAGAUUGUUAACCCCGAGCAAUUGGCAUUUAGACAAUUUCCUAUUUUCAAUUGGAGUAUUGGACAAAAUGUUGUUGUGGUGAAAACAAAUGUAACGUAUAAUGCACCAGUCAUUAGCAUUGAGCCAGUAACAAAUAUUUGUAAAGACAAAGAAAUCUACGCCAAUUUCCCAGGUCCCUUAGUCAAGUCAAAAUCGAAAAAAAAGGAAUUGAUUGCAUGGUUUGAAAUUUCGGCCCAAUACUUGCGUACCAAUGGAUACAAUGAUGAGCUACUCCUUAAUGAUGUAUUAUUAGAGCUAGUGAAGGCUGAUGGAGACUUGAAAUCACCAGAAUGUGUUAAACAAAUAUGUCUGCUCCUUAAUCCUAAUGUCAAUUUCAAAGUUCAAGACUUGCCAGUUGGUGGUAUUGGUGCUGCAAAUGGACACAAGUUAGACAACUCUGGUAUCAAUACUGUGUUUGCAUUGAUUCAAACUGGUGACAUGGCCAAGGCUUUGGAAUAUACGAUUUCAAGAGGCGAUUGGGCUUUGGGCUUGGUAAUCGCCAACUUUAGUGGUCCCGAGAGUUUUGCUCGUAUUGCCUCUGAAUAUGCAAGAAACACAUUCCCAUUUUCGAAGGCCAAUAACAAAGUCAUGCAUAUAAUGCCUAUAAUUUUGAAAGUUAUUGCAGGAAAUGUUCAAAGUGUGAUUCAAGAUUUGACAAUUGUUCAAAAUGAAGGUGAUUAUGCCAGCUUGCACUGGAAGGAGAUUGUUUCAACGGUUGCAAUUAGCGGGUCAUUGAAGGCCAAAGAAUUCUUGAUUGAAUUUGGUAAAUUUUUGAUCAACAGAAAUAAUCUCCUUGGUGGUGAGAUCUCAUUUAUCUUGGCUGGCUUGCCAUUUGGGCAACAAGGUUUCAUGGCAUUGACCUCGGGACAUCAUUCAAUGUAUACUCAAGUUUAUGAGGCUAUUUUGAACAUUAAUACUGCUUUGCAAUUCCCGCACUUACUCCCAAUCAAAUUGAAACAUGCUUCAACUUUGGCCGAUUACGGAUUGAUCAAUGAAUCGCAAAAGUAUAUUGACUCAUUGAAUUCCAACAUUAAAUCUUUGGGCAAUAAGUCUCCAUUUGUUAAUCAAAACUUGAUUCUGGAAUUUCAAAACCUCAUCACGAGACUACGUGAUCUAGGCUCUAGUGACCAAGGGGGAUGGUUUGGUGGCAAAAUGAGCAAAGUGAACCUCGACAAAGUUUGGGGCCAGAUUGACAAGUUCAUUGUUGGUGGUGGUGAAGAUACCAAUAAGCUGAAGAGUGGGGAUACUGGUGUAUUUAGCAAAUUCAGUCCGUCAAUUUCACGCACUUCUUCAACAUUGGAGUUUAGCACCAUGCCAUUUGCAUCACCUUCGAUGAAAGGACCAGAACAAUUUGAAAGAAGGACAUAUACAUCAAAUACAUCGUUUAUGCCACAACCUCAAUUGGACACACAUGCGUCGACAAAUUCGGUUUACAAGUACGCUCCAGGCAAUACUUUGGGAAAUAGACAAACGCAUGGUGCCGGAUCCGAAAGGUAUGCCCCCUUUGCAGGAAACAUGUCACAGCCGAAUCUCCACGAACCUCUGCAUCAUCAUCAUCAUCAACAACACCAACAACAACAACACCUGGUAUUUUUAAACCAGCUGCAGCAACAGGGUCAAAAUAAGGUUCAGUCGCCGCCACUGGCGUCAAAGGUAUACCCUUAUGGAAAUCCAAUAGGACAUUUGUCAAAUUCGUCAAUUGGCUCAAUACCACACCUGAACAUUGGCGCACCAAGCCAUUCUGGUGCCACGGGUACUGCUUCGGGUACUGCUACGGGUACUGCUGGUCUCAAUGCCACCAAAGCUCUUCCUGGACAUAAGCCUCAACAAUCAAUAUCGAGUGUUAUAUCCGGGGAAAGCAUAAUUUCAAAUACACCAGUAUCUGCUUCUCACCAAUCGCACCAAUCGCACCAAUCGCACCAGUUGCACCAGGAUGGUGAGAAAAUUUCUACCAUUCAGGAGUCGCCAGAGUUGUAUCCAAGUCAAAACUCGCAAAAGCAUCUGAAAUCACCAGUCACUGAGGUGCCAGAAAUCAAGGAACCAGAAGUGCAAGCUCCGCCACCUCCUAAGAUGGCUAAGGCCAAAUCUGCUCCGCCUCCUAGAAGUAAUCCAUAUGCUCCUACUGCUGGAGCAAAUGCACAAGCCAAACAAAGAAGAAACAAGUAUGGUCCUGUCGAUUUCAGUACUCCAUCGAAAGACACUACAAGUUCGAAGUAUGGGCCCACCAGUAGCCAAUCGAAUACUAGUAAAUAUCGCGCUGAAUUAGGUAAUGAUUUCAAGAGCAGUUUUCACCCACCACAAGAUGUCAAAAAUAACAAUACUUAUAAUGGUGAGAAUGUUGAUACUAAAACAGCACUUGCACCGCCAGUCAAGCACAAGGUGGAUUCUACUAAAGUUGAUGAAGAGCAAAUCGAUCGAGAAAGUCAAGAUGUGGGAGGUGUUCAGAAAAAUGAGCAUGAUUUUGAAACCAAUCAAGAGGCAAAUCUAGGUCCAAAUGCCGAAUCUUCACAGUUUGAUAUCUACGAUUAUCCAGGUAAUGAUUACAAACCCACGGCUUCUACGCCUCCCAGACGCAAGCCAACAAAGAAUGUUCCGCAUAUUGAAGAUAGCUUUGACAAUUCAGUAUUGGAAUCUCCGUCUAGUGGAAUUACUCCAGCUAGACCGUUGACUUUAAACCAAGGAGUGGCUAGCAAUUUUGAUCCGAUGAGAAGAAUGUCGAAUUUCUCCACUAUUUCAGCUGGCCAUCGUGUUCGUGAGCUUGAUGGAUACCCUAUUCCUGGAAGUCCCGAUGAAACCACUCGUGCGAAUUCAGUAUUUGGAGCUCCACCAGUUACUGCGGGAGCUGUUCAUGGCAUACCAGCGACUGUCAACUCUACUACGAACGCAGAUGCUGCUGCUGCUGCUGCUGCUGCUAGUGCUGCUACUGUUGCUGUUGCUUCUCAAGGUGGUACGGGCUACUUUUCUUCGAGACUUAGUCAAUCGCAACAAAGUGCAUUGUAUCAGCAAUACGAAGUUCAGGAUGAUACCGUUAGAGACUAUGUGCCUAUUGCCGAGGAAGACGAAGACGAUGAAGAUGAUUUGAAGAAGCAAAAGAAGCAAAAGAAGCAAGAAGAGGAGAAACGAGCCAAGGAGCAGAAGUUGAGAGAAGAGCAAGAGGCUAAGGAAUUGAAGAAGAAGCAACUGCGUUCGCAGAUGAGUGGCGAUGGUAGCAAAGAAGGGUGGUUCAAUGGAUGGCUUGGUAGUAAGAAUGAUGGUAAACCUAAGCCUAUACGUGCCAAGUUGGGAGAAAAAGUCAACCCGUUCUAUUACGAUGAAAAGCACAAGAGAUGGUUAGAUAGAACCAAGCCGAUUGAAGAGCAAUUGAAUGCAGGCAAAGCACCACCUCCGCCACCAAGUAUGAAGAAAAAACCUGGUGCAUCUGCAGCAGAUGGUGGAUUAUCGAGUCCACCUUCUACAGCUAGCGGCGUUACUCCUUCCAUCACGCCAUCUGGGCCUCCUAGACCAGCAGGAACACCUUUAUCGCGAAAUGGACAAGGUCCAAUUCCUCUGAGUGCUAAUGAAGCUUCUGAUUCCUCUGCACUGGCUCCGGUGUCUGGUGUUCCACCUGCACCUUCAACGCGUCCUGGUCAAAGACCAAAGACUAGUGGAGCUCCUGGUGCUGGUGCUGGUGCUGGUGCUAAAACAGCCCCAUCAUCAACGAACUUGGCCAAUGCAAGUCUUGAUGACCUUUUGUCGAUGAAUGAGAGUUCAAGCACAGUUGGUCGUAAACCUAGACGUGCAGGAAGAAGGAAUUACAUCAAUGUUUUGGACAAAUAG